Aspergillus brunneoviolaceus CBS 621.78 is the source of this 673-nucleotide messenger RNA. It is a transcript of the gene tim13, whose product is annotated as protein translocase subunit TIM13. The transcript has 2 exons. The coding region runs from base 89 to 418 and encodes 109 amino acids. NCBI's taxonomy places the organism in Eukaryota, Fungi, Ascomycota, Eurotiomycetes, Eurotiales, Aspergillaceae. The record is from RefSeq and is a predicted model, not a curated record.
CCUCCCUCAUUAAAUCUUUUUGUAUAUUAACCACAUUUCUCCUUUCUCAACACCCUCUCCCUUCAUCCAUAUCUCGAAUACUUACACAAUGGCCCUCUUCGGUUCCUCCUCCGCCACCGCCGAGGCCUCCUCCCCAUCCACCAGCCAGGAGAUCAAGGCCUCGCUCAUCCGUCAGGUCCAGGAAGAGGCCGCCAUGAGCAAUGCCCGAAGCCUGAUCGGCAAGGUCAACGAGCACUGCUUCGACGCCUGCGUCCCCACUCCCGGCUCCUCCCUCACGGCUAAGGAGUCCACCUGCCUGUCGCAAUGCAUGGAGAAGUACAUCGGCUUCUGGAACGCCAGCAGCCGCGCCUACAUCGCCCGUGUCUCCAAGGAAUCCAAGAGCCUGGGCGGCGCCGACCUGUCCGGUGUUUCUCUGUGAGCGGAAGCAGAUGCUCAGAAAAAAAAUAUAAACAACGUUUUUCCCUCUCUGUAUUUCUAUAGUUUCUCGGAGUCGAAUACCUUUUUUCAAGUCUUCAAACCGAGACAUCUGGGUAAAAGAACAAGAAGAAGGGGCUAUGUCGGUUGGGUUUCGGCGUUAACUGUUCAUCCUCCUGUAUCACGGGAAUUGUGGUAGUGGUGUCAGUGAGCAGCAGGCCUGAGAGCUGAUGGUUUUCUUCUGAGCUUGUGACGCGCG